GCCACAUAUAAAUCCGUAAAUCGAAACGAUAAUACGAGUGUGGUUACUUUUUGAAGAUUCAAAUUUCUAACAUUGUUUUGACGUGAUUCCAUGGGCAUCGUUUAAAGGCAAGAGCUGAAUAUUUUCGUUCAAGCUUAAAAGGGAUGGCAUUAAGCAACUGCCAUGAUGACUAACUUGUUGAUUUUGGAUACUAUUGAAAAAGUUAUUUUAACUUGUAAUUUGUAGUUUUGGAAAUUUGCUUGCAAGUAUUGCAAAAAGCUUCCCAUCGGUGUCAUUUUGCCCUAGACCAAGCUAUUCUCAAAGAAUACAAUUCUAGGAUUUCUGGGUGGUUGAGACCCACUUUUAGGACCGCCCGGUCUACGGGUAAAAAGCCAAAAUUCCUUGGCGAUGAUGUGUGGGAGAUGCUUUGCCGCCACUGGGCUACGGAUGCCGCAUUUUUGCUGAGAAGCGAAACGGCCAAGGCAAACCGGAACUCCGAGAAAGCCAAGGAAGUUCAAUGGCACGGGGGCCGCAAACCCCAAAUUCAACAUAAAAAAGAUCUGGAAGGAUCUGGACCCGUGAAAAAACGGGUCACACCAUUGAAACUCAUGGCACAUUGUUGGACGAAGAAGGGUGCCAUGCCGCCUCCCCGCCUUUCUGAAAUUGAAAAAAAAAUAUGAGGAAGAGCGGGGGAAGAGAGUUGAUGAGCUAGCUGAUUCUGAUGACGAACUUGAUGCAAAUCAAGAACAUGAGGUCAUCUUGGCGGCAACCGGAGUUUACAAGGGCCGGGUGUCGCUUAUGGGUUCUGAAGGCGUACGGAUCCGAGAGAAGGCCAAAGGAGCUAGCUCAUCUUCUCAUUCGGCAUAUGAUGAUCGGGUUACCCGUCUCGAGAAACUAUUGGAGGAACGUGAAGCCGAGGCUCAAAGGCGGGAUGAAGAAGCUCGGAGACGGGAUGAAGAGCAAAGAAGAACAAGAGAAAGGAUGGAAGAGAUGGAACGCCAAAUGCGUAUUUUCAACGCCACCUACCGUCCAUUCAUGCACAUACAGCACCCCGAGAUGACCCCACAAGUUCCCUUCGCGGGCAAUAUGGGCAAUAAGGGCAGUAUGGGCAGUAGGGGUUUUGCUAAUUAUAGCCAUAUCUCCAACAACUUUCCAUAUGGAUAUUAUGAUGAUAUCCCGACUCCCGGAGCUCAAGCAUACCGUGGCAGCAGCCGUGCUGGCAGCCGCGGUGGCAGUCGAGGCAACCAUCGUGGUGGCAGCCGUGGCCACGGAAGGCAACCCGAUCAUCGUAACGAACCUGAUGAUGAU
Molecule: messenger RNA, 1287 nt
Organism: Cuscuta europaea
Lineage: Eukaryota; Viridiplantae; Streptophyta; Magnoliopsida; Solanales; Convolvulaceae
Source: the annotation of a GenBank genome assembly